Messenger RNA from Cyclopterus lumpus (lumpfish), 4397 nucleotides. RefSeq names its product flotillin-2a. The transcript is spliced from 11 exons. The record is from RefSeq and is a predicted model, not a curated record. Gene Ontology annotation, cellular component: plasma membrane. Lineage: Eukaryota; Metazoa; Chordata; Actinopteri; Perciformes; Cyclopteridae. The coding region runs from base 186 to 1484 and encodes 432 amino acids. Gene Ontology annotation, biological process: regulation of myoblast differentiation; protein localization to plasma membrane.
GCACUGCGUCGUAUCACGGGCGACGUGACGCAGCCCUUGAAAAAAAAACUGGGGAAAAGAAGCCAUCGAUAAAUUGAGAGUUGUUGAGGGGGAAAAGCGAGAAACAUUGUUUAUAAGUGCAAUUAUCUUUAGUUUCGUACGCGUCGAGUAGCUUUGGAUACGAGCUUGUUUUUUCUCUCGGAAACAUGGGGAACUGCCACACCGUCGGACCCAACGAGGCCCUGGUGGUUUCAGGUGGCUGCUGCGGCUCCGAUCAGAAGACGUAUGUCGUGGGAGGCUGGUCUUGGGCCUGGUGGCUCAUCUCUGACAUCCAACGAAUGUCUCUGGAGGUUAUGACCAUCCUCUGUCGCUGCGAGAAUAUCGAAACGUCGGAGGGUGUUCCCCUGGAUGUGACAGGGGUGGCUCAGGUGAAGGUGAUGAUAGAAAACGAGCUGCUGGGUUACGCCUGCGAACAGUUCCUGGGCAAGUCGGUCAUCGAAAUCAAGAGCGUCAUCCUGCAGACCCUUGAGGGUCACCUGCGCGCCAUCCUCGGCACCCUAACCGUCGAGCAGAUUUACCAAGAUCGAGACAAAUUCGCCUCUCUGGUGCGAGAGGUGGCGUCCCCCGACGUGGGCCGCAUGGGCAUCGAGAUCCUCAGCUUCACCAUCAAGGACGUGUAUGAUAAAGUGGAGUACCUGAGCUCGCUGGGCAAAUCUCAGACAGCCGCAGUACAGAGGGACGCAGACAUCGGAGUGGCGGAGGCAGAGAGGGACGCUGGCAUCAGGGAAGCUGAGUGUAAAAGAGAAAUGAUGGACGUCAAGUUCUUAGCUGACACGAAAAUGGCCGACUCCAAGCGAGAGCUGGAAAUGCAGAAAGCUUCCUUUAACCAGGAAGUGAACACCAAGAAAGCAGAGGCUCAGCUGGCGUACGAGCUGCAGGCGGCCAAAGAGCAGCAGAAGAUCCGUCUGGAGGAGAUCGAGAUCGAGGUGGUGCAGAGGAAGAAGCAGAUCACCAUUGAGGAGAAGGAGAUCGACCGCACUGAAAAGGAGCUCGUCGCCACCGUGAAGAGACCUGCCGAGGCGGAAGCCUACAAGAUGCAGCAGCUGGCUGAGGGAAUGAAGAUAAAGACGGUGCUGACGGCGCAGGCAGGGGCCGACAAGAUCCGCCUCAUCGGUGAGGCCGAGGCCUCCUCUAUUGAAGUGGUGGGCAAGGCAGAGGCCGAGAGGAUGAGGCUGAAAGCUGAAGCCUACCAGCUGUACGGCGAGGCGGCCAAGACGGCUCUGGUCCUGGAGGCUCUGCCCCUGAUUGCCAAAAAGGUGGCUGCACCCCUGUCCAAGACCACUGAGAUUGUCAUCCUGACCGGAGAUAGCAACCGUGUGACCGGCGAGGUGAACCGUCUAUUAGCUGAGCUCCCCGUGUCCAUCAACGCGCUCACUGGAGUGGAUCUGACGAAGCUCCCUCUGCUCCAGAAGAUGAUGAGCCCACAGUGCCAAACAGCCAUCUGAAGAAUCAGGCCAGAGACUCGUCAAUCUGAAUCUUUCAACGUUUAUCUGCCUCAAGCAUGAGUUUUUGUUUUGUAGGAGUCGACCUCUGACCCCUUAUGCAACUGCCUUUGACCAGAAACACUUGACAUCCACCAAGAAGUUUAAAAAAAAUAUAUUUCUAAGAGGUUGUUUUAUUUUCUAAAGGAGAAACGAAAGCUGGGGCCUUAACUUCCAAAGGACCAGACUCUAUGUACCUUCUGUUGUUUUUAAGUUCUAGACACAUUGUUACUUGUCGCACUGCACUAGUUAUCCAGGAUUCUAUCCUGCAAUCUCGUUCUGUCAAAAGUCUGAGUUGGCCCACUUUGAAUGGCUUUGAACAUUAUUUUUAGAAGGACAAACAAAACUCACUGUAAAUGGUCCAAAAUAUUAAGACCAAAUCUGAUUAUUGUUGUCUUCUGCAGAGCUGCUGAAGUCUCUGCCUAAUAGUCUGGAGUGCACCUCCUCUCUGUCAGGUGUACGGCCCCUCGUCCUCGUCAGAGCCCACUUAGUGAAGCAACUCGCAGUAGACUGAGCCCGGUGUGGAUGGUACCGCUUUACUUUCCUCUUUGCUUUUGAAAACUCUUCUUCUCAUAGAUGAGUCCACUCUAACUCAGAGAACUUGAUUGAUUACCAAACCGCUGUUCCUCUCAACGCCCUAGAUCUUCACCCACUGUGAUUGUAGAAUUUUGCAGCAUAUUCCAAUAUCGGUAACAUACGAAUCCCUUGUAUGAGCGUUCUUACCUCGCGGUACAGCGCCAUGUCCUCUUCCCGUCCUGAUGUGCAGUGCCUGUUCACCACUCAAGUGCCCAAACCUUAGAACAGUGGUUUGGUUUUAGUUGGAUUUAUGUGUGAGUAUAUCACUGUUUAUAGAUGGAUGACGUUUUAAUAUAGCUCCCUGUUCUCAUCACAUCUGCUUCUACUAACAGUGUUUACUCUUCACUUUUGUCCCGUGUUUAGACACAUAGGCAGAUACAUAAGACCAAGCCAUACUUGGAGAAGAUUAGCCUUAAAAGAUAACCCUGGACGCCCGCCGAGGCUCACCGAACUUUUCUUUUGAACUCAAAGUAACACAUGGAAGACGUUCAGGGUCUGAGCUUUAGUUUUGUCGUUAAAGCUCAGAUGCAGUUACGGGUUUUCUCGGGCGCGGUUUGAAAUGCUCACUUUCCCAUAUUUUGUAACCUUUUUAAAGGUUGAGCGUUGCUUCUCUGAACCGCACCCGACCUGUGAAUCCCACGUCGCGUUCAGGUGCUCCGCACCUCGUUCAGGUGAACACGUGCUGCGUUUAUGCUCGAGAGUUCUUCAGUUUGGUAAAUGUAAGCUCGAGCAGUUGGACCGUUCACUUUUUCCUGCCGCAUCAUGUGAAGCAUCAACUCUUUUUUUUUAGUUUAGCCUACAGGUCAAUCAAAUCACUGCACGCAUUCUGCUGUUACAAUCAUUUAAAUGUGCAAUGUGAUGUUUCAGUGCCGAGUCCUCUCUUGCGACACAGUGUGCACCCGGCUUCAACCUCCAGAUGGCGCCAUCGCCCCAGGAUCUGAACCCGUAUGAGUUACUCUUCAACAUUAAAGAGCCGUUAGUUGUCAGGAAUUCCAACAUCUUAUUUUCAUAUCACACUUUUGCUACAUCAUCCGACCUGCUUGCAAGUGAAGUGGGUUUUUAUUAUCAUUUUGUGUUUUGCCUUCAGGGUUAAUCGUUAAUCGUCAUUAACCACUUAUACAUUUUUUUUAAUGUGUUUAAUUUUGCCACAGUUAUUUUAGUUUUCUUUACCUUCUGUGAAUAAACUUUAUGGCUCACAGCUUGUUCCAAAUUCAAAUUCUGCAACUCCUUUUACCGGCUGUUUAUGAAAUUGCUGCCUGAUUUGUCGCAGAGACAAUAAUAUUACUAACGUGUAGACGUGCAAUGUUCCUCACGGUCAUUUAAAGUGGGCCAGUAUUUUUUUUUUUAACUCGUUUUCUAAGCUGUGAGAAGUCUCAGUUGACACUACAGCGUUGUCUUUUAGAGAUGGAGACACGCGUCAUCUUUAAAUCUGCUGCGCGACAGAUGGAUGACGGUCCUGCUCGCCGUUAGGGCAGAAAAACACUGUGGCUUGGAAAUGUAAAACUACCCACUCGCUGUAGAGUCUCAAUGCAUUUAAGAGGAGAAAUGGAGCAGUUGCAGAAUCAUCUGACAGUUUAAAAAGCGGCCACUCCCAUUAUGUUCUUCUCUUCUUUUCUUUUUUUACAUAUCGGAGAAUAAUCAACUGUGAGUGUUUGUUUCCAGACUGGCGUAAGGUUCAAUCUUCUAAAUAGCAUGGUUAAAAACUUUGUAAUGCUCCUUUUUAGUUCAAAAAGUAGAUUUUGUUUUUGUACCCAGUGCCUUUUGUUAGACAAUGAAGAGGUCAUUCAUAAUUAAAAUAUACCGUUUGUUUACUCGGGAUUAUUCAAGUGGGAAUUUACUGUAAAACAAAAACUGGCUUAUAGAACAUCUAAAAGUGUUCAUCUGUACGUUUUUUUAUUCAAAUGUACGAAGGAACAACCAUAUAUCUAUUAGUUAAAUGACAAAUAUAAAUGUAGCAUUUAAUAGCUUCUCCUUCUCAAAGUGUUUUCAUUUAUUUGGCCAUUGUAUUUUGUGCCAAAAGUACAAUUUCUUGAUUUGUCUAACGAGAAUAACGUUCUGUUGCUCAACGUGAGGAGAAUGUGAUUAAAGACCAAACACCAGACAGACCUACGCCUUAACUCUCGUCUUCACCUGAAACAUGUCCAUCUGUCACGGAAAAAUAACCUGUAAUCUCUAUGAAAGUGAUAUGUAGCUUCUCACGUUACACGGGCCUUUGGGAAACUGGUCGCAUGGCAUUUUCAAGCACGUCUUCAUGUUGUUCUGUGUUGUGUGUCGCCCUAUAAUAAACAUUAUACCACUUCC